GUUCGCUUGAACAGGAUCAACAACAUGGAUGGUUACAGUCAGCGGUUUGACUCUACUGCGGGACGGGACUGCAAACCACAGAAGAAGAAGGGCGCUUCCAACCACACCACAUGUUACGACGAGGGAGACCGCAAACCGAAGUUUCACUUACCAUUUAGGAAUAUCACAGAUGAUGUGUUGGACAGAUUCGCCAGCAUUCGGAUCCCCGGCAGUAAAAAGGAGCGGCCACCCUUAUCGCUCUCCAAACACAAUACUAAUGACGGGUCCACUUCUUCUUCAUCCACAUCUCAUAAGUUUGAGGAACUUUCAUCAAAGAUCACCUCAGAGAAAGAGAUCUUGGCUCUAUUUGAAAAGAUGAUGGAGGACAUGAACUUGAGUGAAGAGAAAAAGACUCCUUUGAGAGAGAAGGACCUCAACACAAAGAGAGAAAUGGUCAUCCAGUAUAUUUUUACUGCCUCUAAAACUGGCAGCUUGAGAAGCAGCCAUCAGAUAUCUCCCCAGGAAUUCCUGGGAGAGCUGAAGUCGGGGGUGAUGGACGAACGUCUGUUUGCCUGUCUCGACUCGCUGAGAGUGUCGCUUACCAGCAACCCUGUCAGUUGGGUGCAGAGCUUUGGGCAUGAGGGUCUCGGACUGCUGCUGGACGUUUUAGAGAGGUUGCUGUUCAGGAAACCGCAAGAGAAGCUUGACAAAAAGAAUCAACACAAAGUUGUCCAGUGUCUCAAAGCCAUCAUGAACAAUAAGUAUGGCUUGGAUCGAAUCCUGGGGGAGGAGAAGAGUCUCUCGUUACUGGCAGGAGCCAUUGAUCCCUCCCAGUCUGCCAUGAUGACUGACGUGAUGAAGCUGCUGUCAGCCAUCUGCAUUGUGGGCGAAGAGAACACUUUGGAAAAGGUCCUUGAAGCGAUCACCACAGCAGGGGAGUGGCGAGCCAUGGAGCGCUUCAGUCCCAUCGUCCAGGGACUACGAGAUCGUUCGGUUCAAUUACAAGUGGCAUGCAUGCAGCUCAUCAAUGCACUAGUAACAUCCCCUGAUGAGCUGGACUUCAGGCUGCACAUCAGAAAUGAAUUUAUGCGCUGUGGCCUGAAAGAGAUAUUGCCGCAACUGACUACCAUCAGGAAUGAGGGCCUUGACAUUCAGCUCAAGGUGUUUGAGGAGCACAAAGAAGAGGACAUGAUGGAGUUCUCUCACAGGCUGGAGGACAUCAAGAGCGAGCUGGACGAUGUGGGGGAUGUGUUCAGUAUUGUGCAGAGUAUGGUGAAGGACAGCAGUGCGGAGCCCGAUUUCCUCUCCAUACUGCAGCACCUGAUGCUCAUACGCAACGACGACGUGGUCAGGCCCCAGUACUUUAAGAUCAUCGAGGAGUGCGUGUCCCAAAUAGUGCUGCACCGUAGCGGCACUGACCCAGACUUCAGUUACCGCAAGCGCCUCGAUGUGGACUUCAGCCACCUCUUAGAGGUGUGCAUAGAUAAAGCUCGAAGUGAUGAGUACGAACAAAGAGCUUCAGAACUGGAACAGAAGUUCGAAGAGGAGUUUCUAAGUAGACAGCAGGGGCAAGCUCAGCUGGUUAAGUGUGAUGAAAAAAUAUCUGAACUCCAAGCAGAGCUGCAGGCCUUCAGAUCCCAGUUUGGAGCUGGACCUGUGGUUCUGUCCUCCGCCCAUGUCGGACAAGCAUCAUCUUCCUCAGCGCUCCUGUCUGGGCCUCCUCCUCCUUGUCCCCCACCUGGCAUGGCCGCUCCUCCUCCUCCGCCUCCUUUACCUGGUUGUCUUGCGCCACCUCCGCCACCUCCGCCACCCGGAGGGCCUCCUCCUCCCUUUGGUGCUCCCCCCCCACCCCCUCUCGGGUUUGGCGGUGGUCUGGGCUCCCCCACUCAACAGGUGCUGCCUUAUGGCCUCCGGCCGAAGAAGGACUUCAAGCCUGAGACCGCCAUGAAGCGCUUCAACUGGUCCAAGAUUCGUCCCCAGGAAAUGUCCGAGGGCUGUUUCUGGGUGCGGGCCGAUGAGAACCAAUACGCGAAACCAGAAUUACUCGACAGAAUCGCUCUCACUUUUAGUUCACAAAGAACAGCCAAAAAAGAAGAGGAUCUGGAGGAUAAGAAAUACAUAAAGAAGAGAAUUAAAGAGCUCAAGGUGCUCGAUCCCAAGAUAGCACAGAAUCUUUCCAUCUUCCUGGGUUCCUUCCGUAUGCCUUAUCAGGAAAUCCGCCGGAUGAUAGUGGAGGUGGAUGAGGAGCAACUCACUGAACCUAUGGUCCAGAACCUUGUGAAGCACCUCCCGGAGCAGGAGCAGCUGAACGCCUUGGCCAAGUAUAAAAAUGAGUACGCAAAUUUGUCCGAGCCGGAGCAGUUUGGGAUUGUGAUGAGUAGCGUGAAGCGCCUGCAUCCUCGCCUCAGCCACAUCCUCUUCCGGCUGCAGUUUGAGGAGCAGGUCAACAACCUGCGUCCAGAUAUCCUGGCUGUAGACGCCGCUUGCAAUGAGGUCCGGAAGAGCCGUUCCUUCGGCCGCUUGCUGGAGCUGGUGCUGCUGCUGGGGAACUACAUGAACGCAGGCUCUCGAAAUGCCCAGUCAUAUGGCUUCGACCUCAGUUCCCUCUGCAAGCUAAAGGACACCAAGUCGGCGGACCAGAAGACCACGUUGCUCCAUUUCCUGGCGGAAGUAUGUGAGGAAGAAUUUCCAGAUGUGAUCAAGUUUGUUGGAGACCUGGAACAUGUGGACCGAUCUAGCAGAGUGUCUGCAGAGAACCUGGAAAAGAGCCUCAGGCAGAUGGAGAGGCAGCUGCUGCAGCUGGAGAGAGACCUGGAGACUUUCUCCUCCCCCGAUGACCCAAACGACAUGUUCUUCACUAAAAUGGAAAGCUUCAGCAAGGUUGCCAGGGAACAGUAUGGCAAGCUGGUGGUAAUGCACGGCAACAUGGAGACGCUCUAUCAGAACAUGCUCGAGUACUUCGCCGUUGAUCCCAAGAAGACCUCUGUGGACGAGCUGUUCACUGAUCUCAGCAACUUCCGUGCCAUGUUCGCUCAAGCGCUGAAGGAAAACCUGAGGCAGAGGGAGGCGGAGGAGAAACAGAGAAGAGCGCGGGCGGCAAAGGAGAAGGCUGAGCGUGACAAGCAGGAGAGACAGCAGCAGAAGAAGAGGAGGUUGCUGGAAGGCAAUGCAGAGAAUGACGAGACCGGUGUGAUGGAUAGUUUGCUGGAAGCCCUCCAGUCAGGAGCAGCAUUCAGAGACCGCAGGAAGAGAGCGCCAAGACCCAGAGAUAACCAGCAGAAGACCAUCAGCCCCAGCUCCUUCCGCCAGGUUCUCAGGCCUGUUAAUCAUGAAAACAACAGGGCACCUUUGCAAAGGUCUCGCUCUCGGCAGAAUAUGAAUUCAGGAGGUUCGGCGGCGGUGAAAGCUCCCCCUGCCAAGGAGGCCCAGAACGAGUCUCUGGGCCAUCCAUCCCGAGCCAAGGCAGCGGCGUGUUCCGAGUCGGGCCGCCGGUAUAGGAACGCCCCGGGUCUCGGCCACUGGCUGGACAGAGAGACGGCGAGGCCCCCUGAGAAAGAGAAGGAGGUGCAAGCGGAGGCUCCGGCCUUCCGGUCGUCCCCCGCCGGUGCUGCCGUCAGCGGCGAGUCCGAUCUGGAGGCUCUGCUGGCCCGACUGCGAGCCUUGUGAGGUGUGCACGCCGCCUCUGAGGACGCAGAGCGCCCACCGCCGUGGUCACGCACUCUGAACCUGACCAAAGGGAUUCCGCUUCGACAGUUUUGUACACACGCAGAAAAUGUAGUUAGUAAGACGACGUUUUGAAAGACUUGAGUGAAGGUCGUAGCGCUAAAUAGCCAAACAAGUUCCAAGAUAUUUAAAUUGGCUUCAUAGAAAAUAAUUUGUUUGAAUUGCAAAAGAAGAUUCCAGUUGGUAGAGAACAGCUAAUGUUUCUUCAUGAAAUAGAUAAUAUAUAUUGACAAAAGUUGUGAUUUAAUGGUUGCACUUAAGCAUUUUAGUGUCAAACAUUCCAGUUUAAAUGAGAAAAUGCACCUGAUGCUGUAAAGUGCACUGCCAAAAAACAUUCAAAUCCUUUAUAUAUUCCGAAGAAUUGGAAUAUAUCAGGUUUUCUCUUGAAGUAAAAGAUGCAAUGUUGUUAAGCACGUUCUUUCUAUGCAAUUUUAUAUAGAAAUUAUAUCACAUUUAUUUUCACAUUGGAAGUUCCUAUCAUUACCUCUGUCAUUUAUUUUACAGCUUUAUCAUAUGAUCUUGCCCUCCCUACAUUUUAGUUUUCAAUUACACCAUUUAUUUUCAUAUACAUGCGACAAUUAAAUGAGCGUCAGCUUACGUCUGCAUUUAUCUCUCUCUGUAUUUAACUAUUUGUGUCUUUUUUUCUUUCUUUUUCCUUCUUUGAGUCUUUUUUCCAGUCCUGUGAUCUUUUAUAUUCAAAGUAUUAAUCUGAUUGUUUGUAUUCUAGAAGAAAAACAAUAGUUUUCUGCAUUCUAUAUAGCACAAAGGACCGACACAUACGAGAUAAAACAUAACAUUGUAUGUGCAUGUUAUAACAGCAAUUUGAUGUCAUUGACAAGUUUAUUUAGCAGAAUGGGAACACUAUCCGAGUAUUAUCGAUCAAAAUGUGGCACAAAAUAAACUAAAGUUCAUCCAGCCUCGAGUUACUUCCGUCUCCAUCUCCCAAACAUUACUCAUAUCUUAAGCAUAUUUGUUGUAUUUGCUCACUUUUAUAGAAACAUUUACAAUAAAAUGAAACGAAAAAUG
Messenger RNA from Pseudoliparis swirei, 4728 nucleotides. RefSeq names its product protein diaphanous homolog 3-like. Gene Ontology annotation, molecular function: small GTPase binding; actin binding; microtubule binding. Bases 25 to 3645 code for a protein of 1206 amino acids. Lineage: Eukaryota; Metazoa; Chordata; Actinopteri; Perciformes; Liparidae. Gene Ontology annotation, biological process: actin filament polymerization; actin cytoskeleton organization. Gene Ontology annotation, cellular component: actin filament; cytoplasm. The record is from RefSeq and is a predicted model, not a curated record. The transcript has 28 exons.